GUAUAGAGCAUACACAUCUCUAACUUACCUUACCUACCCUGUGUUCGGUGACUGGGUCUGUCUCUAGGGAAGAGCAGCCGAGCAGCAGCAGGAGAAGAAGAGAAGCUUCGUGACGCCAACGAGCAACGUCCCUUCGCCGUCAUUCUCUCGAAAGAUUGGGGACAUUUCAGAAGUCCCCCUCCUUUAUAACAACGCUGGAUCACACCGCUUCCUUCACUCCUCUCUCUUUCCCUCUCCUCUCUCUCUCUCUCUCUCCCUGUUUCCUGAAGCUUGUCAGAUUUUUGUCUAGAUGGUGAGCUGUAUCUGUUUGUAGUAUAAUAUAUCGAGAAAGGAAGAUCAACAAACCCAAGACGGGCUUCCCUGCCUCUCUCUUUCUUCUGCUGUUUCUUUUUUCUCUCUGCCUAUCUCUGUCUCUUCCGGUCUCGCUCGCUUGUUCGACAUGGGCUUUCCGGUGGGUUAUUCCGAGCUUUUCCUUCCAAAGCUUCUUAUUCACACGCUUUCGUUUCUGGGUUUUAUCAGAAAGCUCAUCUCCUGGUUUUUCCGCUUUCUGGGGCUGGGGGAUUUUCUCGAAUCCGACAUUGUUUGGCCGGACCGUCCGGCCCACGUCCCCGAAUUUCAUUCCGUGUCGGCCGUUCUCAUCCGUGAAAUCCUUCCCGUGGUCAAGUUCCAGGACCUGGUAUCAAGCGACGGGGAUACACCGGACAGCUGCGCCGUCUGCCUUUACGAGUUCGAGGGGAAGGAAGAAAUUAGGCGGCUGACCAACUGCCGACACAUUUUCCACCGGAACUGUUUGGACCGCUGGAUGGAUCAUGACCAGAAGACUUGCCCCCUUUGUAGGACUCCAUUUAUACCGGACGAGAUGCAGGAGGCGUUCAACGAGCGGCUUUGGGCUGCUUCUGGGGUUCCUGAUUUCUAUGGCGACUACUCGUACUCGUCGGUUUCCGCUUUGUAGCUCUUUCUAGGCCAGUAGGCCUCCUGGUCUCUGAAAACGAGGAAAUAUGGGAGGGAUUUUGUUUUGUUUUGUUUUGUUUUUGCUGGGUGGCAACUGAAUAUGUAUAUACGCGUACAUAUAGAUGAACCAAAAAAAAAAGUGAAAAAUGCUUAAAAAGGAUUUUUGUAUAGCUUUUUAUGAACUUGAAAUUGGGGUCUCGUAAAAAUAUCUCUCUUCCUUCGUUUCUUUCCUUCUUUUUCUCUUCUAGCUAGACUUCAAUGGCACAAAUUUCUAGUUUUGGCCGGAAACUAGUGCUACUCUGGCCGUCGGAGGGGAUGCCAGAUCAAAGAGCAGGGAGUGAGGAAUCAGGAGAAGCACAAAAUAAUGAAAAUGGGAGCUAAAGAGAUAUUUGAUCUGUUUAA
Messenger RNA from Nelumbo nucifera (sacred lotus), 1353 nucleotides. NCBI's taxonomy places the organism in Eukaryota, Viridiplantae, Streptophyta, Magnoliopsida, Proteales, Nelumbonaceae. The record is from RefSeq and is a predicted model, not a curated record.